Messenger RNA from Phytophthora nicotianae INRA-310, 669 nucleotides. RefSeq lists its product as hypothetical. NCBI's taxonomy places the organism in Eukaryota, Oomycota, Peronosporomycetes, Peronosporales, Peronosporaceae. The record is from RefSeq and is a predicted model, not a curated record. The coding region runs from base 1 to 669 and encodes 222 amino acids. The transcript has 2 exons.
AUGGCGAAGGAGAAGCCCGAGCGCGCAGCCGUAGUUGCUGCUAUUGCCCAACGACAUUUUCCCCCGGCUCUUAAGUACCCUGAGAGACAGAAGGACUCGUUACUAUCGACGUGGUUUGCGUAUCCUACUCUCACGUGGGCCCCAGAGUGUCUAACGCCUACUCGAAAGCCUAAAUGCAUUGUUCAAGAGUGUCCCUGUGAACCGAAAGUCAAGGAGUACAUGCAGCGUACUGUAGAGGACGUGGAGCACAAAACGUAUUGUAUUAUGCAAGAAUUGUUUGACAUUAUAUUUGACAGUAUGCUGACGACGAAGGGUAUUGCAGGUGCAGUAAGUAACAUUAACCGGCGUCGGCAAAAGCGGUACUAUCGUUUAUUGGCAUCUGCAGGCGUGGCAGUGGAGAUACGUCGCGUAGUGGAGGCCGCGUAUGCACCACCUCUUCCACCAACAGAAGAGCAGUAUAUGGAUAAGAACGCGUGUAUGGACUCUGAAACGCUAAGAGAUAUUUGGCUAACUCAAACUAACAUUUACAUCACCCUCUGUGAGGCCCAAAUGGCCGAUACAGUAUGGAAUUGUGCCAUUAAACUUGAUCACUUGCAGAAGUUUUGCAGCAAGUUAAAGGUUCACGGCGCUGAUGACAGCAAAAUUCAACCUGGUACUAGUUCAAAAUGA